Pelmatolapia mariae (spotted tilapia) is the source of this 3400-nucleotide messenger RNA. It is a transcript of the gene wasf3b, whose product is annotated as WASP family member 3b. Gene Ontology annotation, cellular component: cytoskeleton. The transcript is spliced from 9 exons. The record is from RefSeq and is a predicted model, not a curated record. Bases 131 to 1600 code for a protein of 489 amino acids. Gene Ontology annotation, molecular function: Arp2/3 complex binding; actin binding; protein kinase A regulatory subunit binding. Lineage: Eukaryota; Metazoa; Chordata; Actinopteri; Cichliformes; Cichlidae. Gene Ontology annotation, biological process: positive regulation of Arp2/3 complex-mediated actin nucleation; actin cytoskeleton organization.
CCCGGAGUGGCCAGACGGGCUGGGGGACACAGGAUGGCAGAGCUAAUAGGAGUAUCUAACGGGACAUGCGGACGGGCUGAUUUCUUCUAAUAUUUCAAGUGCUGUCUGCGUGCCGGCGUGAAGCCUCACCAUGCCGCUGGUGAAGAGAAACAUCGAGCCGCGCCACCUCUGCCGAGGGGCGCUCCCCGAGGGCAUCGGCAGCGAGCUGGAGUGUGUGAUGAACAACACGCUUUCCGCCAUCAUCCGUCAGCUCAGUAGCCUGAGCAAACAUGCGGAGGACAUAUUUGGCGAGCUGUUUAAUGAGGCCAACACCUUCUACCUGCGUGCCAACUCUCUCCAGGAUCGCAUUGACCGGCUGGCUGUCAAGGUCACACAGCUGGACUCCACUGUGGAGGAAGUUUCCUUGCAAGAUAUCAACAUGAGGAAGGCCUUCAAGAGCUCCACCACUCAGGACCAGCAGGUGGUGUCCAAGAGCAGCGUUCCCACUCCGGUCAAAGAGAUGUACAACCUGAGCGACAAGCCUCCACCUCUCAACAUACUAACACCUUACAGGGAUGACCACAAGGAGGCGCUUAAGUUCUACACAGACCCCUCCUACUUCUUUGACCUGUGGAAAGAAAAGAUGCUGCAGGACACGGAGGACAAGAGGAAAGAGAAGAGGAAGCAGAAGGAGCAGAGGCGCUGUGUGGAUGGGACACUACAGAGGGAGGUCAAGAAGGUCCGCAAAGCGAGGAACCGUCGGCAGGAGUGGAAUAUGAUGGCUUUGGAUAAGGAGCUGAGGCCAGACCAUCGACACACCAUACACCGGGACAGAGGCGCUUCCUCUGAGGGCUCGAUGUCACCAGAGAACAGGGGACACGGGCUGGAUCAGCACCACUACCCCAACAGUAUGAACCAUGCUGGUCAUGCCCACACCUACUCCGGCCCUCCACCCAGCGCCCUAGUUGCCCAGAUGGCUGCCGGACACGCACCACGCGGAGGAGGUGAACACGACAACAGAGGCAGGACCAUGAUGGCCUAUCAGGGUGGCACACUGGGCCGCUCUCACCACCACCACGUCCCAUUGCCUCCUCCACCCACUGAGGUUAUGAACGGUGGCUCUAUGUCUCUCCCACCAGUGGACUACAGUAUGGACGGCUAUGCCAACACUGGUCCUCCUCCCCCUCCUCCUGCUCCUGUCAUCCCUUCUGCUCAGACGGCCUUUGCCUCACCUCCUGGAGGUCCUAUGCCUCCCGGACCAAUGGCUGGUGCUGCCGGCUAUGCUCCGCCUCCACCACCUGUAUCUGGAGCCCAAGCUGCUCCACCUCCUCCUGGUCCUCCACCUCCUCCACUUCCAGCUGGUGCCUCCCACUCCACAACCCACAAGAUGUCCUCCGCUGCAUCCGCUGAGACCACAGCGGUCAACGACGCCCGCAGCGAUCUGCUAGCUGCGAUACGUAUGGGCAUACAGCUGAAGAAAGUACAGGAGCAGCAGGAGCAGCAGGCAAAGAGAGAGCCGGUUGGAAAUGACGUGGCCACCAUCCUGUCGCGACGCAUCGCUGUGGAAUACUCCGACUCGGAGGAUGACUCCGAGUUGGAGGAGAAUGAUUGGUCAGAUUAACACGAAGGCGUAAACACACACACCAAAAGACACGCAGUCGAUUGCUCUCACGCUCACCUGAAAAACGCCCACUUUUCCACGUUCACAGGUGGUCACAGACUUAGUUGCUGGAAACACACACAUUACACCUACACACAGUCACAUGCUGUGGGUUGAUAUAAGCUGAAUGGUCCAAGACUGGAAAUCUGGGGUUGUAUUUGGGAUGCAUAAACACUGUAAAGAGACAAGUAAUAUAAUGUAAAGCUGACCACCCUGUGAAACACUAACACUGAGAACUGAUGACUACAUUACAAGUAUUGUGAAUACACCCCAGUGGAUGUUUCUCUACCUGUUAUUACACUAUAGACACCCUGUGAAGGUGCUUAUUUUCAACACAUUCUCAUCCCUGGGCGUCAAAUAAAGGCAUCCUGUCAGAUAUCACCGUGUCACACAGAUGCACACAAAUUGGCCUUUGGCAUCCUAUCUGUGGCAAUAUCACAGGCCAAGAGAUACCGUCCUCUAUUUUGCAGCAUUUUUGCAUUUAUUAACUAUUAAUAGAAUAGAUGACAGAAAGACAGAUAGAUAAAAGAUGCUGGAGUAAGGCCUCAGCCACGGUACAUGGCACCCACGCACUCCUAACUAAAAUGUGCGCUGUACUUUCUGCAAGUCUGCUAGCGUCUGAGUGAUGUCAGUUGUCACUUUUAAAAGAAGAUCGAUGGAGACUCCCAGCUGUUAACCUCUGUUGGGGUUGUCACCGUGGAGGUGGUGCUGAGGGUAUUUAACCUACUUUUAAUCAUGCAAGUUACUUUAGACAAGGUGUGAAAAAACGUGUGGGUCAUUACCACGUGGGCUGAAGUCUGUGCCUCAGGCGGCAGAUGUCAAAGAAAUAUAACAGGAAUGUUUACCCUGCUGUCGUGUCCGUAUCUGCAGCCGAGUGUAAUGGAGGCUUAGGCGUUUUAUACUUGAGCGGGGGCAGCGCGAAAGCAGUCCGGACUGCCCGUCUGCCUGCAGAGAGUGUUUGUUGUCAGAUGGAGGCAGUGUACAGAAAUAUGUGGUACAACCGGUCUGUGGGCCACACACAUACAUAUAACUUCUAACAGACAAAGAGCUGAAGAGGAACCAAUUGUCAAAAACAAUGAGCUCCAGCAUAUGUUUUGUGCUCUUGAAGUUUUGAUCUUUAAUGUUAAUUUCAUGCUUUUCUUGUUCCCAAUGAACUCCGCUGUCACUCACCUCCCUAUUCCAGUCCACUCGUCAAACCUUUUCAUCAGCAUUUGACCUACGCAUGCGUCCAUUAUGUCGAGAUACAGGCCUUUGCAACAUGAAUCCUGCAUUUUGAGAAAUGCUGAUUACGCCGUGUGUUUAAAUGUGCUGCCAAGUGGUCUUUUAUUAGCACCAUGAGAUAGAUCCUCCGUUGCAACACAGAUGCCACCUUGUGCGUGCCUGUGAGGCCCAGCGGCUCAGACAAACAGGAGUGUUUAAUGUCCUGGGAAUGAGAACAGGUUGUUAUUUUAUGUAUAGUCAAAGCUUGAGAGUGUUAGAAUUAUUAGAAACUUUCCUCUUGAGCUAACCAAUGUACCUUUUUUAAAAACUAUUUUUACUGAAACACUUAUGCUGUAGAUCACCAAGCGAGACUUUAAUGUGUAGACAAUAACUGGAAUUUAUGGAGGAGCUGGCUGCAGAACAGAUGACCAGAACGAGCAUCUGAAAUACUUUGGGGAUGGACGGAUGGAUGAGAGACUUACUGAUGAAGAGUAUGAUACGCUAUUGAGCCGCUUGCUGUCGCUCACUGCUGUGAGGGAGGGAUAUCGGGAUUGGGGAGGG